AUGAUGCCACUCGCCGUGACGGCCAAAGUGAAACUAGACUGGCUAGUGGCCGCGCCUGACCGGAGUGACGUCGGGUCUGGUGGCCGUGAAUAUCAUCGUGGAGCUCGACGGGACCGUUUCAGCGGCGACGGGACGGGCCGGGAAGACGGCGGCGGCGAACUGAAACUUCGACGAGUUGGGGUCCAACUGAGGACGGAGGCUGCGUCGAUUGGUCAGACGGAGGUCGGGUAUGCCGAGGGAUCAGGCGGUGGCGACUUUGCCGGCGACUGCGGCGGCGCCCUAGAUACCAUAUAUGUGUGA
Messenger RNA from Striga asiatica, 300 nucleotides. Lineage: Eukaryota; Viridiplantae; Streptophyta; Magnoliopsida; Lamiales; Orobanchaceae. The record is from the annotation of a GenBank genome assembly.